AUGAAAUUCUUCAUUCUUCCCACUGCCCUUUUGAUCAUUGGAAUUCAAUGUGGAUAUCCAGUUGCUCCGAAUAGUUAUCCAACUCCUCCGGAUUCGUAUGUAGUCCCUAAACAAUCCUAUCCAACUGCUCCAGGAUCUUAUGCCACGAAACACUCUUAUGGACACCGAUCGCCAGUUGCUCCACCUCCACCACCUCCACCAGUAGGUGGUGGAGGUCAAGUAUCCAGUGGAUACACUUCUGAUGAUGAGUCAAUAACUGUCAAUUCGGCCCCUGCUCCACCUGCUCCACCGACUGAUGCUCAAGUUGUUGGCUCUUCUUCCUCCAGUUCCAAUUAUGGAGGCUCCUCCCCAACAUACGGAGGAACCAUGUCUUCUGGAGGAAUCGUUGGGGGAAACUCUCUUAAUUAUGGAACCUACAACUCUGCUGUCUCCUCGCCAUCUGCAUCUGAAUCUGUCACUGGAGGAGGAGCUUCGUCUGGAUACCGUCGCCGUGCCAAGGCCAAGGCUCGUGCUCGUGCUCGUGCCCGUACCGUCGUUAACCGUCGUUUCAAACAACGUCGUCAUUUGACUCCAAUUAGACGAUUCCACAAGAAAGCCAAACACUAA
Molecule: messenger RNA, 606 nt
Organism: Caenorhabditis remanei
Lineage: Eukaryota; Metazoa; Nematoda; Chromadorea; Rhabditida; Rhabditidae
Exons: 2
Coding region: 1-606 (201 amino acids)
Source: RefSeq, a predicted model, not a curated record